UAACCUUUUGAUGCAAUGAAAUACUUUCAAGUAAUGUUUAAUCAUCAGGUUAGCAAAUAUAACAUACAGCUAGAAUUGUAAUCCACUUAUAAAGCAUCAUAUUAAAAAUACUGUUAUACUAAGUCUCUCCAAGACAUGCUCUACCUCAUUUCUCUCAAAAAAGUAUUACUAAAACAGAAUUUUGCAGUACUUUUACUAACAGUAGCUGCACUAGCUACAUUUGCCGUUUAAUCUGUACAAAACCACAUUCCUCCUCUUGACAUCUUGAAGAUCAGUGGAUCUUAGGGUGCUAGUACAAAUUUAUACAUUUCUGUUGUGCUACAAAGUGAUCAGUCCGGUGCAGUGACUCAGUGACAGAACCACGAAAGAAUAUAGAAACCCUUAAUACUGUAGAUUUUGUGCAUAUCGACUGCUUUGUUUGUGUGGUAAAGCGGCUUCCCUGUCCUUACCGUAAACUCCACAUAAAUUACAAUCUUUGCAACUGACAUAAAAGACAAUGUGAAAUUACUUAUUGCACACUGUUACACCUUGUAAUAGGAAAGACUCCCAUGAGGCUGAUUCUCUGGUAGAGCCCUAACAUAAUCAUACACGAUAUUAAAACUGGUUACUUUAGAAACUGCAACAUUUGAGCGUGAUCUUAAGCACAUUAACUACGUAAGCGCCUAGGAAAACAGAGGAGGUACGGGAAGUACCUCUGACUGUUUGGUCACCACAGAGAAUCCGUUCUGCCCUUGUCAAGCCUUAAUUCAUCAGGUGCGUGGAGGAAAGAUCUCUGCUAGAUCUGUUUGAAUUAUGGAAAUGGACUCCAUCUGGAGGUUUACGGUCGAAAGUACAGGACUGAUAUGGUGUCUCAUAACCACAGUCUGCUCAGACAGAAGCGUGAAUGGACGGUCCCCCCUGCUUUCAUACGGGAGGAGGAGGACAACUCUUACAAGAAUCCAAUUGCUAAAAUACAUUCUGAUCUUGAAGAGACAGGGAUAGUGGUAACUUAUACUAUAUCUGGUCAAGGAGUAACAGAACCCCCUUAUGGAUUGUUUAUUAUCAAUGGAAAGACUGGGGACCUGAACAUAACAGGAAAGGUUGACCGAGAAAAGACUCCAAUGCUGCUUGUCAGAGGUCAUGCGCUGGAUAAAAAUGGAGCAAAACUGGAAGAGCCAAUAGACCUCCCAAUUAAAAUUGUGGAUAUAAAUGACAACUCCCCAGUUUUUUCACAUGAAUUUUUUGUUGGUUCAAUUGAAGAAUUAAGUAAAGCAGGUACAAUUGUAAUGAGGAUAAAUGCAACAGAUGCAGAUGAACCAAAUAAUCUAAAUUCCAAAAUUGCUUUCAGAAUCGUUUCCCAAAAUCCUAGUUCUGCGUUCCAUAUAAGUAAGGAUACUGGUGAAGUUCAAGUAGCAGCAAUAAACCUUGACAGAGAGACACACAGUAGCUAUUCUUUGACGGUAGAAGCAAAAGACAGAGGUGGUGAAUCAGGUGGGAAUACUGCAAAAUGUUCUUUAGAAAUCAAGAUUUUAGAUGUCAAUGACAAUUUUCCUGUUGUGGAAAGCAGUAUGCUUGAAGGAAGCAUUGAAGAAAAUAGAGCAAAUGUGGAAAUUAUGCGAAUAAAAGUAUUUGACAAAGAUGAAGAGUUUUCCGAUAACUGGCUGGCAAAAUUUACAUUUGCUUCUGGUAAUGAAGGUGGCUAUUUUCAUAUAGAGACAGAUACCCAAACAAAUGAAGGGAUUUUGACUCUUGUGAAGGAACUAAAUUAUGAAGAAAUGCAAAGUCUAAACUUGGGCAUUGUUGUUACAAAUAAAGCAGAAUUCCAUGAGUCCAUUAGAAAGAGCUAUAAAGCACAAGCAAUUCCAAUCAAAAUUAAUGUGAUUAAUGUCCAAGAAGGCCCUAAAUUCCCAGCUGGCAUAAAAAUUAUUGAAGCGAGUGAGACCAUGCGGAAAAACCAGAUUAUUGGACAAUAUCAAGCCUAUGAUGAAGACACUGGAAAAGUAGCAGAGCGUAUUAUGUACAUCAAAGGAAGAGAUUCUGCAAACUGGAUUACAAUAGACGCAGUUACAGGUGAAAUCAAACUUGCAAAAGACCUUGAUUAUGAAUCGGCUCAUGUAGUAAAUGGCACCUACACUAUCACCGUGUUGGGCGUAACUAAAGAUUUCCCAAAGAAAACAGUCACCGGCACAAUCCUUAUUCAAGUUGAGGAUGUGAAUGAUAACUGUCCGGUUAUUGUGGACCCUGUACGGACUGUGUGUUCAGAUACAAAAUUAAUUGAUGUUACAGCUGUUGAUUUGGAUAGUUACCCAAACAGUGCUCCCUUCAGCUUUACUCUCCUUGAGCCAGAGGGGACAACAAAAAAUUGGAUGAUUGGAUCCAGAAAUGACACUAGCAUACAGCUGAUCCCACAGAACCUAAAAGUUGGUAAAACUGAAGUUCCAAUCUUAAUACAAGAUUACCAAGGGUUCAGCUGUACCCAGAAACAGUCUCUGCAGUUGACUGUUUGUACGUGUCCACGUGACAGCUCUAUACCCACAUGCGCCGAAAGUCAGUCAGCAGGUCUGGGACCUGGAGCAGUUGCACUAAUCAUCUUGGCAUUUUUACUUUUGCUGCUUAUUCCACUAUUAUUGCUGUUGUGUCCAUGUCGAUCGAGAGCUAAGGGAUUUGCUGCAAUACCAGACUACAGUGAGGAGAUGUUACGUAAAUGGAACAGUGAGGGAGCAGCUCCCGAAGAGAAGCCAGUGCUAAACCUCAUCGCAUCCACUGCAGCGGGGAAGUCAAGAGAAGCAGACAGCAGAGCAGGAGCAAUGAGUGCAGAGGAAGCUGCAGCAGGAGGCAGCAAUUCUGCAUCUAAUGUAAGAGAGCAUUACAACACUGUGACCAGGACCAGUGAAAGAUGGGAAGAGCAAAAGCCUCUCUUUUCUGGUGCUGAUUAUGGAGCCAUGGCAGCUGGAGGGGCUGAAGGUGUGACAGCUGGAGAAGGCAAGACACUGGUGGCCGGAGGAGGUGUGAUGGUGGGAGCUGGAGGAGCCAUGAAUGAAGAAUUUCUAAGAGACUACUUUAGUGAUAAAGCUGUCUCUUUCGCGGAUGAAGAUGAAGCCCAAGCUGCAAAGGAUUGUCUCCUGGUUUAUUCUCAGGGAGAGUCAAGCUCUCCCCAUGGGUCCGUCGGCUGCUGCAGCUUUAUUGAGAGUGAUCUUGAUGACCGUUUCCUUGAUGAUUUAGGAGAUAAAUUUAAGACUCUAGCAGAAAUAUGCAUGGGUAGGCAUAUAGACAUGAAAGACAGUAACUCCAGAAGUGAAUCCGGUUUCAGUCAUAAUGAUGCAAAGCCGCGGUUCUUGGAUAAGCCAGGUACUUUCAUUUCCGAACAAGCCUCUGCCUCAGGCAGCUGCUCGCAGCCAGCCCUGGCAGCGCUCAGGGAUAAUGCUGUAGGAACAAACACUGUGUCUCAGGAGGUGGUCACGGAAACCACCUUUGUGUCAAGGUCUGGGCAGCAUGAGGCCAGGCCUGUUGCCAAACCGUACUCUGACAGCAAUGUUACUGUGACAGAAACGUCCUAUUCUGUGGACCCCCCUGCCGCUGUUUUUGUAGAUCCCCAGUUUAAGGAGAACGUAGUGGUGACAGAGAGAGUGUUUGCACCUGCUUCAGGCUUGCAGGACAUGGUGGAAAUUCCCGAUUUGCCAAGUGGAAAUAAUGUGGUGGUUACAGAAAGGAUGAUUAAAGCAGAGGGCACCAGGCCAGGGGUCUUAACAGCCCAAGAUCUCCCAGACUCGCAGUACGUUGUCGUGAGAGAGCGGGAGAGGGUGCUUGUGCCCACUUCCAAUCAGGGCUCACUGAGCUUCCCCCGUUUAUCUGAAGGGCAGAACAUGGUGGUGACUGAGCGGGUAGUCACACCAGCCCAGAUCUCGGGGAUGCAAAGCAGAAGCGAGCAGACAGCAGAUGCUGGACCUGGAAGGCAAGAGCAGGUAUUAAUCACAGACUCCCUGCUCAACCAGCCAGGCCCAGCCUCAGAGGGGACUCUUGCUGGGUCCACUCUGAGCAAGUCUUCGCGAGUCACAAAAUACAACACUGUACAGUACAGUCGCUCAUAAACGGGGCCUCUCCCAGGCGGCUGUGUUUGGCUUCCUUUAUUUCAGUACACACUUUGCUUUUGAGCUCUUUCUUGAGCUCUGUACUUUUUUGAAGCUUUAAAAAUGGCACGGACUGUCUUGUGGUAGUUUCUAUAAAUAAGGAUUAUGACCAAGAGGCUAAAAAAGAAAUCUGAUGUUGUUAUGUAACACUUGGGAUGGUGCUUUCAAAGUGGAAAGGUGCACGAAAUAUUUUUUCCUUGUUUGUUAGGUUUGUAAUUGCUUUUAUUAUUCAGUUAGCAUAAUAACACAUAACUACAGCUGUGUAAUCAUGGAAAAGCAGAAAAAAAUCUAAAACUCGUGACAGAUAGUAGGGUACAAAGCAGAAGGUAAGUUUCUGAACUGUGGCUUAGUCUGCCUGAUAAGGUCUCCCCAAAAGAGGCAUCAGUUUCUCAUUGGGUGAUUUCCCAUUUUUUCCCUUGUGGGCCAGGGCAGCUCCACCCUGCAGCUGCAGCUCCAUAGCUCCAGGCUUUAGUGAAUUUACAAUGAAGUCUCUCCUUCCUGAGAAGGCCGCUCCCCAAAGUUCUUGUGUCCUUAGGGCAGCAGUGUGCCCCUCUCCUGGCGGGAUGGCACAACUUCAGGUUGUCAGCAUUUGUGUCUUCUGAGUCAUCAACUGCAUGCUGGCACAUGGGUGAGUAGCACCCACUCGUAGAGAGCGAGUAGCAAAAAUGCAGAGAACUUAAAUUGUUCACUGCCUCCUGAGAUAAAAAUUUCUUUGUUUGGCCUAGGUCUAGACUGACAGAAUAUAGAAAAAUAAGCAUUUGUAUCAUACAGGUUUUAGCUCACUGCUAAUUCAUCAUUUAAUAAUGCAUGAGAAACAGCCAAAACUUACUUUAGCGUUAGAACCAGGGGUUCGGUGGCUUCUGUUAGCAAAGUUUAUGGUCCUUAGAUGUCUAUUGGGUCUGAUUUACAAGGGCAGUUAAGUGAUUUUAUUUACAUCUGUGAACUGUCAAGCACAGAAAUGACAGUGCAGCCUAACACGCAUUUUUGAAGCUCUGCUGACUCCAUUAUCAGAAGUCCUGUGGCCUGUCUAGCGUUGUGUAAUGGUAGCCUCUAUUAGCUCUGACAAGAAAAUAGAAAUCUCACUAUAGUUCUGCAACAACUUAGAAUUUUUUUUUUCCUUGAAACUUAUGUGGUAAAAGGGGAAAAGAGUACUGUAAUAUUUGGCACUAUGUAUAUAUGCACAUGUAAAUAUUUAUUUUUAUGCAGUUGAAACAUUUAAAGUGAGUUUUUUAUAAAAAUAUAUAUAAAAAUCACUGUAAUACACUCCUCAUGGUUUGUCAGAGUAGAAAGAAGUUUUUUAGAUUAUGUAUUAGCACUGUAAAUGUUGACCUCUCAUACUUGUAAUAGCAUUACCAUGACUAGCUUACUGAUAAGCCCGUCCACAUGCAGGGCUUCCCGGUUGUCUCCAUUUCUACUGGACUUUUCAUCAGCUGCAGUGUUAUGUUUUCCAUUGAUAAUGUUUUGCAUCUGACUAGAAAUGCUUUCAGUGCAUUUUAUUUGAGGGAUAAAAAGAAAAAAAGUUGAUUCAUAAACAUAAGUGAGAACUAUGGCUAUGUUCAGAUGUAUGUAGGAGGCAUGGGCUGUUAUUUUAAGUGGAAGAGUACUUCCAAGCAAAUCAAACAACUUGCUCGCUUGGUCCUGAUGUUUUUAUCUCAAAUUCUGUUUUUAAAGUAUAUGCAUUUACUUUUUAAGAAUCAUGCAGUUUUAUGUGGUGAACACUUUUUUUUCCUGCAGUUAGAGUGAACUUUAUAAUGCAUUUCUGGCUUUUUAAUUGAUUAUUUCUGUAUUUUUAUGCAAUCUUAAAAAAAAAAAAAAAA
Molecule: messenger RNA, 5923 nt
Organism: Struthio camelus australis
Lineage: Eukaryota; Metazoa; Chordata; Aves; Struthioniformes; Struthionidae
Source: RefSeq, a predicted model, not a curated record